Saccharomyces kudriavzevii IFO 1802 is the source of this 726-nucleotide messenger RNA. RefSeq lists its product as uncharacterized. Gene Ontology annotation, cellular component: endomembrane system; membrane. The transcript has a single exon. NCBI's taxonomy places the organism in Eukaryota, Fungi, Ascomycota, Saccharomycetes, Saccharomycetales, Saccharomycetaceae. Bases 1 to 726 code for a protein of 241 amino acids. The record is from RefSeq and is a predicted model, not a curated record.
AUGUCUUCCUUGAUAUCAACAAAACCAACGCGCUUCACUCUGGCCCUUAACACCCUGUGUCUUUUGACAAGCUCAUGGGGUUUUUUUCGGGCUACCUCUGUGAUUUUACCUCCAUGUUUGAGUAAGGCUGGUCACAAGCAAUUUUUGACUAUUAUAUCUAUUAUCGCCACAAUCAUUAAUAAUGCAAUUAAUAUUAGUAAUUAUUUUAUUCAAAAUAACUCCGGAAGUAGUCCGCAAUUCAAGGCGAAGGCUGACUUUGUUAGUAGGCACAUCACUUUACCUGUUUCUUUGGUAUUGGAGUCUAUUGUGACAACCGUUUAUUGGCCGCUAAGACUAUUCUUUGUCAGUUUAAUUAUGCAUGGUGUUGAUUCUACUGCGAAGGCACCUUUUCCCAUUACAGUGGAUAUGGCAAUCCACUUGUACCCGAUUUUAUAUUUACUGGCAGAUCACUACUUAUCCGGUUCUGGUUUAAGGUUUAAACUAUCGAACAAGGUGGCAUGGCUUAUUGUGACCAGUCUAGCGUUCUCAUAUUUUCAGUAUUUAGCAUUCCUGAUAGAUGCGAAGCGAGGUCAGGCCUAUCCAUAUCCAUUCCUAGACUUAGAGGAACCGUAUAAAUCGAUAAUCUUUGCUGUCGUUUCCAUUGUUACAUGGGGUUAUUAUGUUCUUUAUCAAAAUUUUCCGCCUAAGAACAUCAAGAAGCAAACGGAUAAAGGAUAUAAGAGUUGA